GCGUACUGCACCGACGCCGCGAUAAAUCAAUCACAGCCGUCCGAUUGAUCAAUGUCAUCGCCGGCGCCGUCGUCGGCCUUCUUCGUCAUCUGCCUCCUCCACUCCCUAAUCGCCAUAUCCUGCGGGGCACUCAUGAUGUUCUACAUGACGGAAGUCUACACCUUCGGGCACGGGAUCGAGACCGCCCAGAAGCUGCUGGGGUCCACUCCCCACGACCAGCUCCUGAUUCGGACCUGCGACUCCUUCUCCGGCCUCCUCCUCUUCGCGAUCGGCUUCCUGCUGCUCAUGGUCUCCUUCGUGAAAGAUUGCGAGUUCCAGAGCUUCUUCGCCAAGGGGUGCACGUUGCUCCACGUUUUCAUGGCGCUGUGGAGGUGCUACUUCGAGCGGCGGGUGGAGGACCUCGCCUGGGACUGGCUGAGGCAGACGGUCGGCGACGUCGUGCUGGCGGCGUCUUGGGUUUUCUUCCUUAUUUUCUCCUGGAGAGAAAAGUACGACUAAGCCCCCCUUCUUCCUCGUAAUUUACGGCCUGUUGUUUUGUUAUAAGUUGUUAAUUUGCCUUAUUAAUGGGUAGUAUGUCGAUUAUUGAGAAAGUGUGGAAAAUUGGAGUCUCUCAGUGUUUUUUUUUUCUUUUCUGUUUUUCUUUUUUUGUAAGAAAGAAAAAAGGUGUUUGCUUAUUGGUUCAGUUACAUGUUAGUGGAAUUUUGGCGAUCUUUGUUGUAGAUAUUUACUUUUGUGGAUAAUGAAAGUUGAAACACAUCA
This is a messenger RNA of Pyrus x bretschneideri (Chinese white pear), 759 nucleotides long. RefSeq lists its product as uncharacterized. NCBI's taxonomy places the organism in Eukaryota, Viridiplantae, Streptophyta, Magnoliopsida, Rosales, Rosaceae. Bases 52 to 498 code for a protein of 148 amino acids. The transcript has a single exon. The record is from RefSeq and is a predicted model, not a curated record.